Molecule: messenger RNA, 2246 nt
Organism: Oncorhynchus tshawytscha (Chinook salmon)
Lineage: Eukaryota; Metazoa; Chordata; Actinopteri; Salmoniformes; Salmonidae
Product: lys-63-specific deubiquitinase BRCC36
Exons: 8
Coding region: 173-955 (260 amino acids)
Biological process (GO): double-strand break repair
Cellular component (GO): BRISC complex; BRCA1-A complex
Molecular function (GO): polyubiquitin modification-dependent protein binding; metallopeptidase activity; cysteine-type deubiquitinase activity
Source: RefSeq, a predicted model, not a curated record
GGUAGGACCACAGACUUUACCAGCCUCUUGGCAACAACGGAAUAUUGUUUCUGUAACAAGUUUUGAUAGAAAAGUCGCUGACAAGCUAGCUUUAGCUUGUGAAGUUUGAGAGAUAGCUUGUAGUAAUUGAUCCUAUUUUUUUUAGAGAACAAGACCGUUCUAGUACUAUAACAUGGCAGUGAGCGCAGUUCACCUCGAAUCAGAUGCUUUUUUGGUUUGCAUGAAUCAUGCAUUAAGUACCGAGAAGGAGGAAGUAAUGGGACUCUGCAUCGGGGAGGUGGACACCAACCGCAUCGUCCACAUUCAUUCUGUUAUUAUUCUCCGACGCUCGGACAAGAGGAAGGAUCGCGUGGAAAUUUCGCCUGAGCAGCUGUCUUCAGCGGCAACCGAAGCGGAGAGGUUGGCUGAAAUGACUGGACGGCCGAUGCGUGUAGUUGGUUGGUACCACUCUCACCCCCACAUCACUGUGUGGCCAUCACAUGUGGAUGUGAGGACACAGGCUAUGUAUCAAAUGAUGGACCAGGGCUUUGUUGGGCUGAUAUUCUCCUGCUUCAUUGAGGAUAAGAACACAAAAACCGGUCGAGUUCUCUACACCUGCUUCCAGUCUGUCCAAGCCCAGAAAGGCUCUGAGUACGAGAGAAUCGAGAUCCCAAUUCAUGUGAUUCCACACGAGGCCAUUGGGAAAGUGUGCCUUGAAUCAGCAGUGGAGCUUCCCAGAAUCCUCUGCCAGGAAGAGCAGGACACCUACAGAAAGAUUCACAGCUUAACUCAACUGGAUCCGAUCACGAAGAUACACAAUGGCUCAGUCUUCACUAAGAACCUGUGCAGCCAGAUGUCUGCUGUGAGUGGUCCCCUGCUGCAGUGGCUGGAGGAUCGUCUGGAGCAGAACAAACAGAACAUCAUUGAGCUGCAGCUGGAGAAAGAGAGACUAACUCAGGAGUUGGCAACCAUGUGAGAGGGAGAGAGUUAAGAAAUAGACACGUGGGCCUACCGAGUGGCGCAGCAGUCUAAAGCACUGCAUUGCAGUGCUUGAGGCGUCACUACAGACCCGGGUUCAAUCCCGGGCUGUGUCGCAGCCGGCCGCGACCGGAAGGCCCAUGAGGCGGCACACAAUUGGCCCAGCGUCGUCCGGGUUAGGGGAGGGUUUGGCCGGCCGGUAUGUCCCAUUGCGUUCUAGCGACUCCUUGUGGUGGCCUGGGCGCAGUGCACGCUGACUUCGGUCGCCAGCUGUACUGUGUUUCUUCCGACACAUUGGUGCUUCUGGGUUAAGCGAGCAGUGUGUCAAGAAGCAGUGCGGCUUGGCAGAGUCAUGUUUCGGAGGACGCAUGGCUCUCGACCUUUGCCUCUCCCUAGUCCUUACGGGAGUUGCAGCGAUGGGACAAGACUAUAACUACCAAUUUGGAUAUCACGAAAUUGGGGAGAAAAAGGGGUAAUGUUGACAUGUUCCUCAUAGUGCCAUAGACCUUCUAACACGAGAGCAAGUGACUAAGUGAAUCUCCUCAUUGCUAACUGAAUGCCACCACACACACCUUAGGGAGUGUUUUCCUGUCAUCCUCUGUGUACUAUUAAACACUACUGUAUUUAUGAGAACAUGUCACUAUUUCUCUUUAUUUUAGUUCUUUGGCUCUGAUUAUUGGAUGUGUUUUUCCAUAUUGCUGAUAUAUUUAUAUUUUGAAUGGAUGGUGCAAUGUCCUGUGAGCAUGAAAGGAUGUCCCGUGUGAAUUGCCAAUUCAAAAUGUUACAACAUAGUAUAUCCAGGUAUUUGCUUAUUAUAAAGUUUUAAAAAAAAAAGUUUUUCAAUUUCUAUGUUGCAAUAUGUCAUGCUUUAUUUGUGCUCCAAGUUAAAUCAAAGCCAUCUCCUUUGACAGCUAUUGGAUUUCUUGUACUUAUGAAUGUUUUCAUAAGGUAUUUCAUGGAAAUGUUCCAAACCAUUAACUUUGUCCUCUCCUGCAGAGUUUUGAGUCCUGAGUGAGGCAUUUUGUCUGAAAACCUCAAAUGUUGAUUCUCAUAGAAGGGCAGAGAGACAAUUUUUGUAAUUAACUAUUUCAUACGAGAUGGGGGAGAUGGGAUAUUGCUUUAUAUCCGUUUGGAAAAUACAGCGUUGUUAGCUAAACGAUGUCCACAUGUGAAUGUAUGGUGUAACCAUCGUAGCUUAUUUAGCAGCCAUUGCUUAGUCAUUGUGUGCCUUGUCAUGCUUGUACAGGUUCUGUUGUUUUGAGGGAUUAAACAGAUUUUUCUCUUUAUGA